UCAACACUUGGCACAAGCUCCAUACCACGCUGACAAAUCCACAAUCCAAAGGUUAAAUCCCAAGUUACAGCAGACAGAGGAGGGGAGGGUAGUUAUCUAAGGCUCUCAGCACCCCCAUGUGCCUCGUUGGAUCAUGGAGCUGCACUGUCUUCCCACCGCGACCCCCACCACAGCCAGCUCCUGCUCCACGGACCCCCUAUACGACAACUGCCCACCUUUUGCCCAGCGAGGGAGGGCCAGGGAAAAGGAAAUGAAGAGUAGGGUCGUGUGCUCGGCUUUAACCAGACUUCCAGGCCCUUGCAGCCCUCUGCCUGCUCUCGCCCCAGCUGAGGUUCCCACAAUGGUCAGUGGGGGAAGAGGGACUGGCACAUGGCCAGAUCACAGCUACUGCAGCUGGAGAGGAGGCCUGGGAAGACAGGGCUGGAAAGCAGAGCUGGAUACAGGCGGAAACAGAACAAAAGGGAGAGAGAGAGAACUAGAAGGUAGCUGGCGAGUUGAGGACGGAGCUCAUCUUAACCAGAGCCCCAAUCCAUCACAGAGCGAGGAGAACACGAGUGCUCUCUCUCUGUAUGAUAACCUCCCUGAUGCUGACACCCCUGACAGCCUUCAAGAGGUCUUUGACAUGGAAACAAGCUUCCAGGAGCACUUGCGGGACCAGAUAUACCAAGCAUGGGCCCCUGAGCAUAUCCAGGGACUGAUGGACGACGAGGGAGUGAGCGAAGACAAGAGCCCCUGGUCAUCCUGUGAGAUCAUCCUUGCUGAAAGUUGUUCCAGCAACCAGGACCAGAAUCCAGACCAAGACAAGAAGCACGAACAGGAGCCAGAGCUGGACUCGAGGUCCUGUGGAUUUACUCAGGGGAACCCAAUGCAGCAUCUUAAACUCCCGAUGUCACCUCCUCAACAACAUCUUGCAGAGUGUUCCCCUCAGCUAUCCCAAACUGAAUGCCAGGUUCUACGGCCCCCAGCUGAGCACCUGUCUCCCAGGGUGCCCCCUCCUGUACCCCUGGCUGACCCCUCUGCCAGUGCCCUUCGCAGCCUCCUCACCAGCCUCCAACAGCAAAUAGUCAGACAGAGGGAGGUGUAUGAGGCACGAAUAACCAGCUUAGAGCAAAGAAAUGAAGAGCUGCAGGUAGAGGUCGUUCGGUUGAAAUCAAACCUCGUUCAGCAGCAGCACUGGUACCGAGUUGUCCAGGGGAAGAUUGUGGAGACUGAAAGGGCCCGGGCUGCAGCAGAACUACACAAUGCAACUCUGCAGAAGGAGAUGGAACAGUUCUUCGACACCUUUGGAGAGCUCAACAAUGAGGCCAAGAAAACAGAAUGUAUCGUCAAGAGCUUUUAAGAAAAAAAAAUAUGAAAUGUGUGCGAUGACAUGAACAGCGUGCAGAAUAUUUCCUUCACUAUGAAUCUAAGAAAUAUACCAAACAACAUCAAUAAAGGAUAACAAAUGUC
Molecule: messenger RNA, 1449 nt
Organism: Scatophagus argus
Lineage: Eukaryota; Metazoa; Chordata; Actinopteri; Scatophagidae
Product: rho GTPase-activating protein 24-like
Exons: 2
Coding region: 134-1339 (401 amino acids)
Source: RefSeq, a predicted model, not a curated record